Messenger RNA from Symbiodinium sp. CCMP2456, 1641 nucleotides. NCBI's taxonomy places the organism in Eukaryota, Dinophyceae, Suessiales, Symbiodiniaceae. The record is from the annotation of a GenBank genome assembly.
AUGGCUUCCGAGUUGGGGCUCACGAUCCAAGGCCAGCGCGAAAGCGGCGCAGAUGUGCGGUCGGCCAAUGUCACAGCAGUCAUGGCCCUGGCGAACAUCCUGAAAUCAUCCUUGGGACCGCAAGGCCUGGACAAGAUGUUGGUGGAUGACAUCGGUGAUGUGACAAUCACCAACGACGGUGCGACGGUCUUAAAGCAGCUCGAGGUGGAGCACCCGGCAGCGAAGGUUUUGGUCGAGCUGGCCAAUCUGCAGGACUCAGAAGUGGGGGACGGGACAACCUCUGUCGUGAUCAUCGCUGCCGAGCUGCUAAAGAGGGCAAAUGAUUUGGUGAAGAACAACAUCCACCCCACGACGAUUAUCGCGGGAUACCGCAUCGCCAUGCGCGAGUCCAUCAAGUACAUACAGGAGCACCUCAGCUUGAAGGUGGACACGCUGGAACAGGACACCUUGAUGAACAUCGCCAAGACGUCGCUGUCCUCCAAGUUCAUUGGCUCGGAGAGUGCCGUGUUUUGUCAGAUCAUCGUUGACGCGGUCAAGGCUGUGAAGAUCGUGAAUCCGCUGGGCAAGGCAAAGUACCCCGUGAAUCAGAUCAACGUUCUCCAGUCCCACGGCCAGAGUAGCCACGAGUCCACGCUGAUCCCCAACGGGUAUGCCAUGCGGAUAAUGAGGGCUUCGCAGGAAAUGCCUGCCUGGGUUGCACCAGCCAAGAUAGCCUUGCUGGAUUUUGACCUGAAGAAGCAUCGCAUGUCCAUGAACGUUAACAUCGUCAUCGACGACCCGGAGGAGCUCGAGCGAGUGCGGCAGAAGGAGAUGGACAUCACCAAGGAAAAGAUCCAGAAGAUCCUGGACACCGGGGUGAAUGCAAUCUUCACCACGAAGGGCAUCGAUGAUUUUGCGAUGAAGUACUUGGUCGAGGCUGGCGUCAUGGGAGUCCGCCGGGUGGACAAGAAGGACAUCAAGCGCAUCGCCAAGGUAACGGGCGCUCAGGUGCUCCUGACUUUAGCGACAGUUGAGGGCGACGAAGCUUUCGACGCCAGCUAUGCAGGUGCUGCAGACGAGGUCAUCAACGAGCGUGUUGGCGACAACGACUUCGUUUUCAUCAAAGGAUGCAAAGCGAGCAAGGCCUGCAGUAUCCUUCUCAGAGGGGCCAAUGAGUUCAUGCUGGAGGAAGCGAGCAGAUCGGUUCACGAUGCUCUCUGCGCCGUGUCGCGGACGCUCGAGUCCAAUGCGGUGGUUCCAGGUGGGGGAGCCGUCGAGACCGCGCUGAGUCUGCACCUGGAGGAUCAUGCGAGAACUUUUGACACCUACGAGCAGUGGGCCAUUGCAGAGUUUGCUGAGGCGCUGCUGACCAUUCCGAAGACGCUAGCGAUCAACGCGGCCCUGGACGCCAUUGACCUGCUUGCAGCGCUGAGGGUACGGCACCAUGCAUCGCAGCAGGCCUCCGACCCCAAGAAGAAGGACUACAAAUGGUAUGGCCUCGACCUGAUCAAUGGCACCGUCCGGAACCAGGUGGUGAACGGGGUCCUGGAGCCGAUGGUCUCGAAGCUGAAGUCCCUCAAGUUUGCCACCGAGGCUGCCAUCACCAUCCUGCGCAUCGACGACCUGGUGAGAAUUGCACCAGAUCCGCAGGAUGAGCAGUGA